AUGAGUGCUAAGGUAGCCACCGCCGUUCAAAGAGAAACAUGCACAAAAACUGUUUGCCCAUGUAAAGCAAGAUGUCAAGCAUUCAGAAAAGAAGUAAUUCUCAGAACAAUUAAAAAUCAUAAAGAUAUUGAAGCUGCCAAGAAGGCUGUUUAUACCGCUAAGAAGAAUGCAGAAAUCAAUGGUGAUUUAUAUGCAGAAGCUGAUCCAAAAUUAAUUGUUGCUAUUAGAAUUAGAGGUAUUAAUGGAGUUUCACCAAAGAUUAAAAAAAUUCUUAAACUUCUUAGAUUAAGACAAAUUAACAAUGCUGUUUUCAUUAAGGCCAAUGCUUCUACUAUUAAGAUGUUAAGACUUGUUGAUCCAUAUAUCACCUAUGGUUAUCCAACUUUAGAAACUGUCCAAAAACUUAUUUAUAAACGUGGAGCUCUUAAAAUUAAUGGAAAUAGAAUGCCAAUUACUUCUAACUGUAUGAUUAAGAAGGCACUUGGAGAUAAAGAUGUCGUUUGCGUUGAUGAUCUUGUUCAUGAAAUUUACACAGUUGGAAAACAUUUCAAAGAAGUUAACAACAAACUUGCUCCAUUCAAAUUAAAUGGUGCUAAAAUUGCUGAAAAGAAUAAGAAAAUCCAUUUCAUUCUUGGUGGUGGAUUUGGAAAUCGUGAAUUACUCAUUAAUAAACUCCUCGCUAAUAUGAUCUAA
Messenger RNA from Entamoeba dispar SAW760, 693 nucleotides. RefSeq names its product 60S ribosomal protein L7, putative. Gene Ontology annotation, cellular component: cytosolic large ribosomal subunit. The coding region runs from base 1 to 693 and encodes 230 amino acids. The transcript has a single exon. The record is from RefSeq and is a predicted model, not a curated record. Gene Ontology annotation, molecular function: RNA binding; structural constituent of ribosome. Gene Ontology annotation, biological process: maturation of LSU-rRNA from tricistronic rRNA transcript (SSU-rRNA, 5.8S rRNA, LSU-rRNA). NCBI's taxonomy places the organism in Eukaryota, Evosea, Mastigamoebida, Endamoebidae.